UGCAUCAUCGCAGCAAACACAGCUCGGCCAUGUUGGUAUUCUGGUCGUGAAUGGAUAUCACUGCCGCAUAGGAGCCGUUCCCUUGCUAGUCCUACGUAUUGUACCGUUAAAAUGGUGAAAUACUAACGAUUAAAUGCACACUCCAGUUUUGUAGGCAGACUCUAAGCGGGACGCGCCUUGCACCAUGUCAGCCAACGCUCAGGAUUUUGACUUUGAUGAAUUCGACAAACCUGGUGCUGAGCGGUCACGCAGGAGGAGAGGCGAAGAUGACGAUCUAGAGAGUGAUUUGGAAGAGGAUUUGUUGGGAGAGGACUGGCUGUCAGGUAAAAAGAAUCCCUCAGAAGGGUCAGAUGAAGAGCUGAAUGAUGACCUUCUACAAAGUGACGACGAAGAUGUAAAUAUGAGCGGCCAGGAUGUGAGCCUCAAUGCCACAUACAGCUUGGGCACAUCCUAUGACCAGCAGGACAACUUGCAGGAAGCAGACUACACAGAUGACGUUGUGAACCUGGGCGCAGAGGGCUGUGAAGAAGGGGAUGGAGGGGAGGAGGGGUACCAGGGAGGGGAGUACACGCAGGAAUACAGCCAAGACGGCAACUCAGAGAUGCCUGAAGACCAAAUGGAUUACACUGGAGAGGUAGCUGAGGGUGACGAUGGCUACCAGGAUGAAGUGUUAGACAUCCAAAUCAAUGAGCCCAUAGAUGGUGAAUUUCAAGAUGAUGUGUACCAAACCUCCUAUGUUGAUGGGCGUCUGGGUGAACAUGGAGUCCAACAGGAGGCAGUCCCUGAGGAGGAGCAGGAGGAGGAAGGGGGAGAAGAGCAGCAGGAAGAGGAGGAGGAAGACACAGCCAAGGGCUUUGACACAGAGGAGGUUGAAAAUGAAGCCAUGCCUGAAGAAGAAACAAAGGAGGAAUCAGAUGAGGAGGACGAGGAAGAUGAAGAGUCUGGUCGUUUACGGUUCAAAUCUGAAAGAAAGGACGGUGCUGUUGUGCGGUUGGCUAACGCAGGCUGCAGCAGGAGGGAUAUCCCUGAAACACUCGAACUGUCAGAGGAGGCUAAGCAAGUUCUGAUGGCAUUUGAAGAACAAGAACGGCAAAAGAAACAAAACCGAUACGGAGGCCGAGGCAUGCGAGGAGGAAUGCGAGGCGGCAGAGGAAGAGGAAGCUUCCCACCCUAUGGAAUGGGAGAUUUUAGAGGAGGAUACAGAGGAAGAAUGAAUGACCAGAGGCUCCCCCUGAUGGGAAACAUGGGCAUGCAGCAGCCAUCCUCCCGAAUGCCUCUUCCUCAUCAGCCUCAUCAGCAGCAAAUGCACUCCCAGCAGCACCACCCUUCACGUCCAAGAGGACCUCCUCCCUUCCAAGACCAUGGGCGCCCGCUGGUCCAGCAGCCCCUUCAGCCCCUCAUCCCCCCGCACAUGGCUCACCGCUCCCCGCCGUUGAGGCCCCAGAUGGAGCCGCCACCACGAAUGAUGAGCUCCCCGCCACCUAAUUUUCCUCAGCAUCACCAGCAGCAGCCUCCACAGCCCAAAAACAUCCACAUUAACCCCCAUUUCAGAGGGCCUACGUCAUCCUCUGUACAAGUGCCCUUGAUGCCUCCUGCUCAGAGCCAGCCCAGACCUGCUGUGGGUCCUCAGAGGUUCCCUGGACCGGGAGACUUCCAGCAGCACAUGUCUGGUAAUUUCGGUCAGCCCCAGCGGCCCCCUCAUCACAUGGAGCCCUUUAGGAACCAGCCACCUCAAGGCCCCCAAGACAGAGAGCCCCUCUUUAUGGGAGAGCACACAGAGUCAGCGAGGUUUCCAGGGCAGCACAUGUUUGAUCACCAGGGCCCCACUCCUCUGAUGAACAGCAGCCACAACCUCCAUCAGCAGCAGCAGAUGCCCGGCCAGGGCCAAAUGGGUUUCGGCCCCCCAGGACCAGCCUUCAACCAGCCGGGCCAGGGUCCACUAGGACUUUUUCAGAGAGAACCCCCAAGACCCAACCUCCCUCCCCACCAAGGUCAUCAGGGGAUGGUCGGCUUAAAUCAACAAGGUGGGCCCCCCAACCAGCCCAGACCCUUCAUGGGCCCUCGGCAGCCGUUUGGCCAGCAAGGGAACCUUUUUCCCCCUCCACAAGUUCCGUUUGGGAUGCAGGUACGACUAAGAGGCUUAAUGCACGGCCCUCCUGUCAACCAACUUCCACAUCACGACAUGCCGCCCCAUCAGCCCAUGCACCAGCAGCAGCAGCAACAUCAUAGGCAGGACUUACCCCAUCAUCAGCAGCAACAUCUAAAUGUCAGUGAGCCUCGCCCCAUGAUGCACCAUGGACAGAAUCCCUUCCAUCAACAGCAGGCGCAUGGUAGCCCCAGGCAGAUGACGCCCCGCCCUCAGAACCCCCAACAGCGCAACAUGUCCAACAGGCAGAGGAUGAGCACACCUGUCUCCAAGCAAAUGCAACAGCGCAACAGCAACCUCCGGGAGCUCCCCGUAGCACCUGGCAACAUGAACAUGAACAGUGCCCGCCCCGCCGCCAACGUUAGGCCUGUUGCCAAGGCAACACAGGGGGCGCGUCCUGGGCAGAGCACUCAGCUGGUGCCUGACGGUGGCAGAGGAAGAGGCCAAGUUGCUGCCAAGAUCGAAUCACAGCCUGGAGAGGCAGGCAGGACAGUUGUUCGCAAAGAAAUCGCAAGCACACCCUCCAGCACGGCACCACAGGACCCCGAUGAGGAUGAAGAGACCCGGCAGUACCGUUUGAAGUUGGAAGAGCAGAAGCGCCUGAGAGAGGAGAUCCUGAAGAGAAAGGAGAUGCGACGGCAGAUGCAGGCUGGCGUCAGAAAGAAGGAGCUACUGGACAGACUCAACGCCCAGACACCGGGCCAAGGCCAAGCUCCUCCACAGAUUCAAUCCUCACAACAAAAUCAGCAAAUGCCACACCCUGUCCAGCAACAACAACCACCACCACCACUACAACCACAGCAGCAACGACAGGAACAAAAACAGCCGCUGCAGCCACAGCCACAGCCACAGCAGCAGAGACCCCAGAGAGCACAACAAUCAUUAAAUCAAUCAUUAAACAAUCCUAAUCAGGCCACCCCCAUCCCUCCCAACGGCAGUCCUCAGAUCCCUACACCACGUCCCAAUGUCAAGACACGCCUGCAGAUGGUAAAAGGUAGCACUCAGCUGCAACAGACCCCUGGGCCUGGUCCAAACCAGCAGUGGAAACCACCACUUCAACAAAAUAGGCAGCAGCUGCAACAACAACAACAACAACAGCGAAGGAACAGUGCUGGGCAGAACUUAAACAGACCUGGUUCUCUGAUCCAGCCUGAUCAGGGCCCCCCAAAGAACAUACCUGUAACCCCGUCUGUGGGCCCUGGCCAGGCUCAGGCUCAGACUCAAGGACCUAAACUUGGGGCUAAAAGAACUGUGAUGCAGCGGGCCAAGAAUCCUAGUUUCGAAGGGCAGGUGCCACAAAAAGUCAGAGUCGUCAAACUUUCAGGAGCGAGUGGAAAGGGGCCAGUGCCAGCCAGUAGCCCAGUGCAGCAACAAGGCACCUGGCCGGCAACACCGCUCAACCAAAGGAAGGUUACCAUGACAGGGCAGCAGCAACAGGGACCAGGCGGAACACCACAGGUUGGCCGAGGGGUCAUGGGCAACCCGCAGCAAAACAGGGUUGUUGUGUCGGGCCGGGGCCGAGGUAGAGGGGGUGGUCCGAUGGGUCGAGGUCGUCCAGUGUCCACCAGACAGAGCCAAAGAGGAACAGAGAGCGAACGAUGCACUGUGUCCAUAGAGGGCCUCUCCUCAUCCACAACUGACGUUCAGCUGCAGAAUCUUCUCAGGUCCAUCGGCCCCAUCGAGAUGUUCAAAAUGAUGCCCCAGCAGAGGAAAGCAAUCGCCAAAUUUUCCAGUCCCCAGCAUGCAGCGAGUUUUCAAAUGAGCUUCCACAGGCACAUGAUUGAUUUGUCGCACAUUGAUGUGUCGCUGAUUGACGGAUGAGGAGCGCAAUAGAGCCAGGGAGUCCUGUUAAAAGAAGUCACUUUGUCCCAGCGUGGGAGCCUCACGUGCACAGCUCCAACCUGGCAUAGGAGUUUUUCUUCAGCCCUUUGGGGGUCACACAGUCGACGACUCUGCACAGAAGCAUCAUUCAUCUCUUUCAACUUGGAACAGUGACAAUAAAGACUGUAGCUGCGAAGCAUGCCAUUGUUUGACUCUGUCUACCAAUUGUCCAUUGUUGUAAAAUGGCACUGGAGAGACGCUGGACAGUGAAUCCUACUUUGAUGUAGUUUGUGAAGAAUGUUUUGUGCGUCUUACACGGACACUACGUCGAUCUUAUAAUGGGAUAAUGGUUGCUCCCCUCUUUAAUUAGAUUCAUUCAUAAAACAAAACGAACACUUUGUAGUUCUGAUGUGACUACUUCAUUGUAGUUGAUUACUAUCUGCGACUCGCUGUUUGGCUAAGGUGCAGGAAAUGGUUGUGGCAGACUGUGGUCUACUCAUAUAGCAGUGUGUCUCCCCUUCUGUAGAUGGCAGUAUUUCAUCACUAAUGGUGCUUCAUUUUUCCAACUCAAGCCCGCUUUUGGGCAGAGAACAGUCUGCAAGCAGUUUUUGGGUGAAUGGCCCUACCUAGUGGAGAUCUUGCAUACAGGCACAGAGAUGGAUGAUUUACCAUUAGACUGGCUGGGACCAUAUUGGCAUCGGAUGUCGGAUAAUAAAUAAAAGUUUUUUUUAAUUCUCAGUGGUUUUAGGAAUUGUUAAUGCUGUGACUCUUUUGUAGAUUUUGUGACGCUUUUCAGUUUCAGUGCUGCGUCUGGGACAGAUUAUGUUGUUUAGGUUGAGCAUUUGGCAUUGCUCUUUGUUGUAAGUGUUAUUAGAUCUUUUAACUGUUCCCUGGAAUCCGUUUUGGAUUACCCCUCCUUGCAUUUUGGAUGUUUAUUUUUUUAGGUUGCAUGUUGUCUGAUUAUGGAGAAGUUAGAUUUAGGUUUCUAAUCUGUAUUGAGUGUGCUUUGAGGGAAUGUAUAUGUAAUGUUUUUUUGAGAUUUUUUGUUUUGAGAUUUAUAUAUUUGCUAUGUCAGUGAGAAUGACUCACAAUUCUCCUCCAGGAUACAUUUCUGUACAUUUUUGCUGGGAUUUACAUUAGGCUUCCUCCGUUCAGGUGUAAGUGAUCCGAAUCUGUGUGACUAUGAGUAGAUAAUUUGGUGCCUUAUCACUCAGCUGCAUGGCGUACCUGGAAUAGCACUUUGAACGGUUUGCAUUCACACUGAGUUGACAACAUAGAUGUUCGGCAGUAAAGUAAAAAAGUUAAAUUCACCUCAUUACUUUGCCCGAUAACUUUAAUUCCCCUUAUUAUAUUAAAUACAUCCUUCAUAUCAUAUCAAUCAUAUUGAUAUUGAAGUCCUACUGAAAAUACAUUUCUGUGAGAAACUGUAAGUAACACUUGUACUAUCUCCAAGGCAUCAUUUUAUUUUAAUUUUCUGAGCAUGUGCCCUUGUUUGGGGAGUGCGACCAUAUCACUGAAAUCCAUAAGUUUUCUAAAUACUUACUUGUCUGGCUCUCAGUUUGAUUUCACGAGACAUCAUUAUUAAACUAAAUGGAGCAAGUUAGGCUCAUUUACUUUUCCCAUAAUUCCAUGAUUUUUGUUUUCUUUCUUUGUCGGACAACAUUUUUGUCUGUUGCGAGUUUAAAGUUUGAUACACGGAAACUUCUUUUAAAUGUUUAGGCGUCGUUUACUCGUAGUUGAAGUUCAGACAUGAAUCUUUUGUACAUUACUCACAGGACUGUGACACAGGAAGCGGAGGGGGCAACCAUUAUCUAUGUAGUGAUCAUGUACAUAAGUAGCCAUGAACCUUCUCUCAAUAUUUAUCCUGUUGAAUUUUUUUUUUUUUUUUGAGUUAAUCUUAUCUAUUGUAUCAAGUUAAACAUUUUUAUAUGUAAAGAUAUGCUAAUGACUCCAGACAUAAAUCAAGUUACUAGUGUUUUGUUUAUAAUUUAGCGCCAGAAUGAACAAUAACUGGACCAUUUUUCUGUUUAGAAAAGAGAUUUGACAAAAAAUUUUGAGGGAAAAAUAAAAACAUGGCCAAUAUACCGUGAACAUGCAGGUAUGUGAAGCCGGUUAAACUUUAGCCCAAAAAUGUGUGGUUGUGUGUGAUGUCCAUGUGUCCGGUGCCUUUACGAUGAAUAAUUGCUCUUAUUUGUGCUGCAUUUUAUGAUUUUAUACUUUACAUUCUCUGUAAGUCCCUGGGUAUUCAACUUGCAACAUAUCACAUACAUCUUAAGACACUUUGUAUGGCAAGAAAUUCUACCUCAUAUAGAUCUAGGGGGAUGCCACUGAAUUUUGGCAGAUUAUUUGCUUCAUAGCCAGAAACACAAGACUUUUUGUCCUGCCCAUUUAACUGUGAUGUCAUACUAAUGUUCAGCUCCCUACAGUCCUGACAUGUUAGAGGUGACGCAAUGGACAAAGUAUAUGUAGCUGCAUUUUAAACACUGGAUUUGACCAAUACAGAAAUAAUUUGGAGGGUUAACAUUUAGACUUUCAGCUGUUAGUAAAUCAACUCCUGGCUGUGCAUGUGGAUGACAUCACAGGUUAAGUCCUUUGUUCUCUGAUUUUAAGACUUCGGCAAGAGUUGUUCAUGUUCACAAGUAGCUAUUGGCCUCUGUCUCUGACUGCAUGUGUGAAUCAAAUUCAUAAAUUUAGUGGUGUUUCCCUUAAAUUAGCCAUUACUUCAAAUAAGUCAGAAUCCACUCAGUAUUAAAUGAAGCUUCACAUGCAUGAUUCUUGCCAGUAAAGGUCAUGGUUCUCAACAUGCUUAAGGUAUCAGAAGUAUUGGGACAAAUGGGGUGUCUGAAGAUGUCUAAACUCCUAAAUUUUCUCUUUUCUUCUUGUAAAACUUGAGGUUCCUUGGUAUUUUUUGUAUGUUGUACAGUUGCUCUAAACUGACUUCUUCAUGUUUUGUUCCUUUUGUUUUGAGUUGAACUGAUGUAGAGAUUUUUGUUCCCUAACAAUGUGCAUUUAAUGUCUUUUGUGUUGUGGGUUUAACUUGAUUUUUAGUGCUGUGGUAAAUCCUGUGGAUUUGAAAAAGUACAGGCAAUGCCAGUGAUAGUUAUAUUGCUACAAGACAGCUGGUCUUGUAAUGACAGAGCAGAUUCAUAUUGAAUCUUUUUGUACCUUAAUUUUAAGGAUUUCGUACAAAUAUGUACCUUGAACAUUUGGACAUAUUGUUCUAUUUCUCAUAGUAUUUCUCAUUGAGGAAAAUGGUGCUAAACUAUGGCCUGAUUUACAACAGGUUACUUAACUAGCAUGAUGCUUUUUUCAAUCACAUCAGCUCAUGUGGUUGCAGUAGGGUAUUUAAUAUUUGAUUGAGAAAGGCUCAUCUGUUUCUGUGGGGCUUUCUUGUGCUUGCAUAAGCCUUCAUUAUGGCUGGUAGCAUCACAAUGUUUAUGCUAGCUAUGGGUCAGAUCCGCAACACUAGCUGGGUUGGGUUCAACACAACACUAACUUAAAACUUUUAUUCCAACAGGUCCAUUUGCUGUUCCAGGGUGCUGAGACUUUGCAGACCAGCUGAAAUAAUGAUUUCAUUCUUUGUUUCUCCUCAGGUCACAAGCUGUCGUCAGCCUGGUUGCUAGCCCCCAAAGAAAACUUUAAAGACCAUGCCAAGGGUUUAGCAUGUUUCAGCAGUCAACAAAUUGGGUUAUGAAUGUGUUAUAAUUUACUACUGACUGCUUUGCAAAUUAUAACUACAACUUUUCCCAACUUAAAGUCAGCUGUUGGUUUUAGUUCAUGCAAGCACUUACUCAGUUUACUUAAAAUUGGCAGGCCACCUCAUGCAGCUAAUUGGCUUUCCUUUUUGUCAAAGUUAUGUUAUUGUUGCAUGAUAAUGUGGUUUAUAUUAUUGGUUCCUUGAUGUGUUUAGGUGCUUAUGAAAAGCUCCAACAUCUGAAAGUUGAGUUGGGUUGUUUAUAGUUUGUUCCUCUAAUGUAAGGAUUUAAGGUUAACUUUGCAAACUCUAGUGGAUCAUUUGAAACCGCUUGCUACUAGGGAUGGGCGAUAUUAUGGUAUAUUUAUCAUGCAACGGUAGAAAUGUGUCCACUGGUAGAACUUUGGCAAUACUGUGUCAACUAUGGGUGCUAUUCAUGGCAGGCUUUGUGGCAUAUCAGGGGCUGGACUGUUCCGUGUACUUGGGAUUAUCCCAUGAUCUUGCAAUCUAGCAAAUCUGUUAGCUUCGAAGGUAAUGUGAUUUGGACAGACAUGAAGGAGGAGAGCAAAGUUGUAAAUCCAGAAAACUAUAAGACUUAGAAUUAUUGUUCUCAAGAACCUUAAACCUUCUCUUUUGAAAGAAAUUUGGUUUUGUUAAGGAGUGUUGUCUCAUGUGAGGCAGUUUUUUGUUUGUAUGGAAGUUCUAAAUAAAAGAAGAAAAUAAUGACAUGAUGAAGUACAGUAUGGUUAUUUUUCGACCAUUUAUCAUUACAUAUACUGCUACUGUGAUAGAAAACUACAUAUGUUGUGAUAGAAGGUUUUGGCCAUAUCGCCCACCCCUACUUGCUACUGUUUUGAAGACUGAUUUCUCAAAGGCUUUGCUGUCAUGCUGGUAUGAAAAAUAAUUCUUUUGCUGCAUGUUGUAUGGUGUUGUAUGACACAUCACCAAACUGAAAGUUCUUGAUCAGGUUUUAUAAGCUAAUUCCCCUUAAGUUGUGCUAAACAACAAAGAAGAUAAAGUAUGCCAUCUCCAGUUGUUGUCUUUAUUGAGUUCAAGUAAUAGCUGCACCUUGUUUUAUUUAAGUUUACGAUACACCAGGUGAAUAUUUUUUGUACCAGCAGACAGCACCUUUAAGUGUGUUCAUUUGCCUUGUAUUUAUCUUUGAGGAAAUCAGUUGCUUAAAAUUGUGAUUCUAAUGAAACCAUUAAAAGUCGAAGUAUCGAUUACAUGAGAGGAACAAACUGGUUGAGCAAAAGCAUCCAAAACUGUUGGCAUGGUCAAACACUGACUUGUGGUGCUCCUGGGUGAAUCACAGUGGGCUGUUUGAGGUUGUAGUUUGGUUUUGGGCGGCACUGUAGGGCACACAAUACCGUGAGCUCUAGUAUUAACACUAAUUUUUCAACAGCGUGCUGGUGAGAGGAGCCAUUGAUCGGCUUAAACCACGAUACUUCUGUCACUUUACGUGCUUUAACUCACUCACUUAACACUCACGGUUCCUUUACAGUGAUGCAGUGUCCGGCCUUGGAAGCAAGAUUUUACUUGAGCUAACUUCCCUCACUAAAUAGAUGUCGCAUUCACUUGGUCUGCCACAUUUCCUUCCAUUACUGCUUUUCCUGCCACGGCUGUUCUUCCAACUUACAUGUAUUUGACAGUCGCCCAUCUUUUCCUUGAUGCUGCUGCUGUUGUUGAACUUAAGACUUCUGUAUCAAGCAGGGUGGCCUACCUGGAUUACCAUUGUUUCUUUAGCCCAGUUGGAUGGAGGUUUCCAUCUCUGUGACGACAGCCGGGUUCACAGAGCAGACACGUAACUCUAAAGCCGCUUUAUGGCUUUCACUGCACCAAAGGUCAUCCCAGCUUCUUGACAUGCAUUGUUUGGUUGGAUUUUGAGAAAAAAACAAGACACUACAGUGGUUUCCUCAUCCCGAACAGUACGGUGCACCAAAUAAUGACUGAUGAAAAUCCAAUCUCGAGUUUUGACUGAAACUGUUGACAAUCCAUCCUGUUGUGUGUUUUCACAAUUUGAUGUAUGACAUGAUGAAACAUAAUGUUCUGUGUUGGAAAGUUCAGAUAUCAAUCAUGUUUCAUGUUCUUAAGCUGUACACUGUGAUUAAGAAAUGUUUUCUAAAGAAAGUGAAUGAAUCUUAAAGAGAUGGAAUGUGUUAAAUUUGAGAAGAAACUGGAGAAAAAUAAACUUUUUGAUAAACACA
Messenger RNA from Epinephelus fuscoguttatus (brown-marbled grouper), 9868 nucleotides. RefSeq names its product RNA binding motif protein 33a (gene rbm33a). The record is from RefSeq and is a predicted model, not a curated record. NCBI's taxonomy places the organism in Eukaryota, Metazoa, Chordata, Actinopteri, Perciformes, Serranidae. The transcript has 19 exons. Gene Ontology annotation, molecular function: RNA binding. Bases 185 to 3967 code for a protein of 1260 amino acids.